Tupaia belangeri chinensis (Chinese tree shrew) is the source of this 2757-nucleotide messenger RNA. It is a transcript of the gene ZNF385B, whose product is annotated as zinc finger protein 385B. The coding region runs from base 19 to 1497 and encodes 492 amino acids. Gene Ontology annotation, molecular function: nucleic acid binding; zinc ion binding. Gene Ontology annotation, cellular component: nucleus. The transcript has 9 exons. The record is from RefSeq and is a predicted model, not a curated record. NCBI's taxonomy places the organism in Eukaryota, Metazoa, Chordata, Mammalia, Scandentia, Tupaiidae.
UUAGAACACAACCCAUGUAUGACGUACUCCUUAAGUCCUGACAAUCACCUUGAAGAUGGAAUUAUGAAUAUGGCAAAUUUUCUACGGGGUUUUGAAGAAAAGGGGAUAAAGAACGACAGGCCUGAGGACCAGUUGAGUAAAGAGAAAAAGAAAAUACUGUUCUCCUUUUGUGAGGUGUGCAACAUCCAGCUGAACUCGGCAGCCCAGGCUCAAGUCCAUUACAAUGGCAAGUCCCAUCGCAAACGAGUAAAGCAGCUGAGUGAUGGACAGCCCCUGCCGCCAGCUCAGGGCUUGGGGCCACUUCUGGCCAGCCCCAGCACCAACACCAGCGCAGGCAGUACAUGCCACACUACCGCCCUUCCUGCUCUUGUGCGCACACCUACCCUGAUGGUGCAGCCUUCCUUGGAUAUCAAACCAUUCAUGUCUUUUCCAGUGGACAGUAGUUCUGCUGUUGGGCUCUUUCCAAAUUUUAACACAAUGGAUCCUGUGCAAAAAGCAGUCAUUAACCAUACAUUUGGGGUAUCCAUUCCCCCGAAGAAGAAACAAGUUAUUUCCUGUAAUGUGUGUCAACUUCGCUUUAACUCCGAUAGCCAGGCCGAGGCCCACUACAAAGGAAGUAAACAUGCCAAGAAGGUCAAAGCACUAGAGGCAACGAAAAAUAAACCCAAAAUGGUUUCUUCCAAGGACAGCGCAAAGGCUAAUCCCAGCUGCUCCAUCACUCCAAUCACAGGCAACAGCUCUGACAAAUCAGAAGACAAAGGAAAGUUAAAAGCCAACAAUUCCAGCCAGCUGCCCAGCUCUGAAGGGGGCUCAUUUCUCCUUAAAUCUGGCACAACACCCUUACCGCCUGGUGCGGCUGUGUCUCCUUCCAAGAGUACAAAUGGAGCUACCAGUACUGUUACUGAAUCAGAAGAGGAAAAAGCCAAAAAGUUACUCUACUGCUCACUAUGCAAAGUGGCCGUGAACUCCCUGUCACAGCUAGAGGCACACAACACAGGAUCUAAACACAAGACCAUGGUUGAAGCUCGUAAUGGGGCUGGUCCAAUUAAGUCCUAUCCUAGACCAGGAUCAAGAUUAAAGAUGCAAAAUGGCAAUAAGGGGUCAGGACUACAGAACAAGACAUUUCAUUGUGAGAUCUGUGAUGUUCAUGUUAAUUCAGAAAUUCAACUCAAACAGCACAUUUCUAGCCGAAGGCAUAAAGAUCGAGUUGCAGGAAAACCAUUGAAGCCAAAAUACAGCCCGUACAACAAACUGCAGCGGAGCCCAAGCAUUUUAGCAGCAAAACUUGCAUUCCAGAAAGAUAUGAUGAAGCCUUUGGCCCCAGCCUUCCUGUCCUCCCCACUGGCGGCUGCAGCAGCUGUAUCCUCUGCACUGUCACUCCCACCCCGGCCAUCCGCCUCACUCUUCCAGGCACCAGCCAUCCCUCCAGCUCUUCUGAGGCCAGGACAUGGGCCCAUCCGCGCCACUCCUGCCUCCAUCCUCUUUGCUCCAUACUAACAUCAGCAAGGCCCUCAGAGGGUAGAGGCUAGUAGGAAAGCUGAGAGGGAAAGCCAAAAGGAUUCAGCAAUUUUAGCAUUUGUGUUGCAGUACCCUCACCCAACCACAGAAUGCAGUAUACCACCCUGAGCCCCAACUCCAAAGAAAAACUACUCACUAGAUUCAAGAGUGCUUUUACGGACCGCUCCUGUAAUUUAGGCAUCUGAGCAGCCUAGGCUUUCUCUCCCUACUCACCCAGCAGACCCCAUUCAAUUUGUGUAUCUGAGAUACUUGGUUUCUUGAAGCUGUAUCAGUUAGAGAUUUUAAAAAAGAAAGUUAUUUUCUAUUUUUCCAUGGGUGUGAUCUGGCUUAAAAACAUAAAUUACGGAAUAUUUUCCUGACAGACUUGAAAACUAGGAUCUUCCUCAGAUGUCUGUAAAUAACUCUAGAAUCCAACUGGGCAUAUUCUAGUGCAGAACAAAAAUAGAUGAACGCAAGUGCUUACUCGUGGGUACCAUCUUACCAACGGAUCACGUCUUCUUUUUUGGUGUACUAUUGUUGACAGGGAUUGUGUACUGUUUUAGACCUAAGUACUGUUGUAUCCUGUGUAGUACUAGCUCUGUAUUUCUUGUCUGAAUUAAAUAUUUUUAGUUGCUGUGUAAAUGUUAGGAAGCAAAACAGCUUUGAAUUUUCUCUUUCAGAGAGCAAAAAUAAUGUAUUUUCUUUAUUUCACAUUUUAUUUGGAGAUAUUUAAACAAAAUAGAAAGCCAUAUAACAUAGCUAUAAUUACAACCUCUUUGCUAUUUUUGUUUAACUUAUUUUGUAGCUUCCUUACUGGUUUGAGUUGCUAAGCAAAUAUAUACAAACAGAAAAAGAGCUUCCUAAAUUGUACAUUUUGGCACCUCUUGUGCAUUCUGCAAGAAGACAAUGAAUCCAUGUAUUUCUACGUAAUGAUCUCCUUCAUUUUUAACCUGUUUUCAUUCGUAAUGAUGCUACAUAACUUUGUGGCUCCCUAAUGCAAUAAUGUACAGAAGAUUAAAAAUAUAUAUAUUGAACAUUUUGUCUCUCUGUUCACUGAAUAUGUUGCAGGUCAUGCUCCCAUGCCCCCCUUUCUGAGCUGAUUACCAACAAGACCGGAAUGUUUGCGAUAUCAGGGGCAAGAGGUAUCAUAAAACAAUAAAACAGAGUGAACUCUUUUAGAGCAUCUAUAUCUGCAAUCUGUAAAUGGUAAAAUGUCUGUGUAUUUUUUUAAAUGUACCUUUUCAAUAAAAGUCCAAAAAA